Molecule: messenger RNA, 4448 nt
Organism: Siniperca chuatsi (mandarin fish)
Lineage: Eukaryota; Metazoa; Chordata; Actinopteri; Centrarchiformes; Sinipercidae
Gene: irf9
Product: interferon regulatory factor 9
Exons: 10
Coding region: 191-1501 (436 amino acids)
Biological process (GO): immune system process; regulation of transcription by RNA polymerase II
Cellular component (GO): nucleus
Molecular function (GO): protein binding; DNA-binding transcription factor activity, RNA polymerase II-specific; RNA polymerase II cis-regulatory region sequence-specific DNA binding
Source: RefSeq, a predicted model, not a curated record
UGUAGAUAUUGUGUGUGUGUGCGCAUGUCCGUUGUCGCCCCCUGGCGGCCGCUACACAGCCUGUUUCUCUAAAGUCACGUGACUUCUGGGAAAAGGAGCGUCUGCAGAGCCUCGGCAGAGUCCGGACCACAGAGCCGGAGAGCAGACACUCAGUCCGCAGGCACCGCGGAGGAAACGCAACCGAGGAGUCAUGGCCGCAGGGAGAAUGCGCUCCACUCGCAGAUUGCGCUCCUGGAUCGUCGAGCAGGUCAGCAGUGGGAAAUACCCGGGGCUGAUGUGGGACGACGACGCUAAAACCAUGUUCCGCAUCCCGUGGAAACACGCGGGGAAACAGGACUUUCGUAAAGACGAGGACGCCGCCAUCUUCAAGGCGUGGGCAGAGUUCAAAGGUAAGCUGACGGAUGGGGGUCAAGACAACCCGGCCUCGUGGAAGACCCGUCUGCGCUGUGCCCUUAACAAGAGCCCGGAGUUUAAGGAGGUGAUGGAGCGAGCCCAGCUGGACAUCUCCGAGCCCUACAAGGUCUACCGCCUCGUCCCCAUCAGCGAGCAGGGUGUGCUGGUUCCUGAAAAGAAAUGCAAAGUAAAAGCCACCAAGAGGCCGAAAAGGAGGAGGAGUGAAUCGGAGAGCGACGAUGCCUCUCAGGUCAAGCAGAUAAAGGCGGAAGAGGUGACCUCACAGCUGUGUGUUGAAGAGACUCUGCUGCUGGGUGACACCACCCCCCAGACAGAAGAACCCGCUCAGUACACCACCACCAUACAAAGAGACGUGGUUGAUGAGAUCCAAUUGGACGUUCGGAUCGAGGAGAGCGUCUCUGCGCCGGCAGAAGUCCAGGACUCCUUCAGUGUGGCGGUUCAUUAUUUAGGGCAGGAGGUUCACACACGUCAAAUCCAGGGCACUGAUGUCAGGAUAAUGUACAUGCCUCGCUCUCUCGUUCCCCCGAUACCGGCCGCCCUGAAAAGCAGGUUUCCACGCAUUCCGCUGCCGGAGCCGCCCUCCACGCUUCCGGCCGGCCCAGAGCUGCAGGCCCUGUUCACUCUGCUGCCCUUCAUGGAGAAAGGGGUGGUGCUCACCUCCACGCCGCAAGGAGUUUACGGCAAACGGUUCUGCCAAGGGCGGGUCUUCUGGACGGGACCGCACACGACCACCCCGGGGAUGCACAAGAUGGAGAGAAACAUGGAGCCGGUGAUGCUCUUCAGUAAAGACACCUUCAAGCAACAACUGGAACACUUCCGUUCAAACGGCGGCGAGCCUCCUCAGUUCAGCUUCACUCUCUGUUUUGGAGAAGAGCUGAGUAACACUGAAGACCCAUCCAGAAAACUCAUUAUUGUUCAGAUCACUUUACCGUGGGCGGAGCAGCAGGUCCAGAACGCUCAGUCCAUCUUCGAGUCCAUCAGCAUCCUCCAGUCUCUGGCCAGUCAGUCCCCACUGGGAGAAAUAACUCUAAACCUGGUCACCGUGCCGUCACAGUUGUCGGAGACCAUCACCUGUGGGUCCAUCUGAGCACUUUGUUCAUUCCAAAAUAAGAGGCAUCCCCACUUUAAACCUAUUCUUACAAAAUAAGAGUUAAAAAGGGCUGAGCGUUUAUCACUUAUCUGUAAAUGCAUCAUCUAGAGUGAGUUUUGUGACCAAAUUAAAAUCACUGAUUAAUUACAGAGUCUGAAUUCCAGAUUGUAUAACUGAUAUCAAAAUAAAAGCCUCCCAAUUUGUGUGGUAAUUAAAUGUUUUCAUAUCGCUCAGCCCUAACAGGUAGCACAAAACAAAUCUUAUAGCACUUAUGACAAAAAUCUAGACCAAAUAGCAAACUUAAAUAUUGGAUUUUAUUUUUACCCUGAAAAUGGAUACUGAGCUUUUUGGGAUGGACUUUGGCCCCUCAUGUCCUCGUAGAGGUUAGUUGGUGUACUGGAAGCACUACAUGUAAAUCAGCGCUGAGAAGUCGUCUUCAGAGCUGCAACGCUUUAAUCCAUCGACAGAAUUAAAUCGGCAACUAUUUUGAUAAUCCUCUAGUCAUACAUUUGUUCUCUGCUUGUGUGUGACGAUUUUUCUUCGUCGUAUAUGACAGUAAAUUUAAUAUCUUAAGGUUUUGGACUUUUAGUCAGAAAAAACAAGAAAAUUGAAGAAUUAAUAACGCCUUUUAUUCCACUGUUUUGAACAUUUCAUACACAUAAUGAUUAAUUGAUUCUGAAAAUAAUUGUUAGUUGCAGCUCUAGUCGUCUUUCUUCCUUGAGUAUCUGGAAAUGUGAUGUUAACUCAGUUCUCUGAUCAUAGCUGCACGUCUGUUUUCCUCUUAAGCCAGUGGUUCCCAACCUGUGGGUGGAGGCCCAGAAAGGGUCCCGUGUUAGAUCCGAGGGGGUCAAGAGAAGAUUAACAGGACAGGGGAGCAGAAAAUUAUAUGUCUGCUUCCCGAUAUGAACUAAUCUUUGCUUUUUUUCCUUGUCAAUUAUUGGAUCAUUUUAGUGGUUUUAGGUGUUUUAUGAAGUUUUCAAAUGAAAAAAAUAUUUCAAAUCACAAUUUGUACACAUGCGGCCAGUAACAGGGGUCACAGAUGCUAUAGACAUUGCUUUGUUUUACGGGGUCACAAGCUAAAAAGGUUGGGAACUACUGCUCUUAGCAACUGAUGACUAUUGUGUUUAUACUACAGCACUAUAUAAAAGGCUGCAAUAAAAACCCAAAAUAGUUCAGUAGAGUAGCCGCAGUGAGCAAAGAUGUAUCUUGCAAUAAUUUGUCACUUUUUUUUUUUUUAAUGUAACACCUGUUAAUCUACUCAAAUCCAACUCCAGGUAGUCAUGUUUCAUGUUAGAACACAGAUACAUUUACAAAUAUGUGUUGAUGGUUGUGUUUUGAUAGAUAAAAAGUUUCACACUCUCGAGGAGACUUGAGGUUUGAAGCAGUGACUAUACUCCUCCACUAUUAGAAAUCAUCUGUCUGUGACAUCCAGUGUAUUUUUAGUUACCAUUUGAUAAACUUAUCUAAUUUACAAGAGUGUACACAGUUAACUUCGACCUUUUAAGAGAGAAUGGGUGUAGACUUGGGAUUAGUGUUUUGAGAGUUAUGCCAAAUUCUGACUGCUUUAGACAUUUUAAAAAGUUGUUUUGGGUGCGUAAGGGGGAAACAAAAGUACAAAAACAUCCUACAUUUCAGUACAAACGUUUUGCAGUAAAUACAGUCUGUUGAAGCUCAGACUAUUUGGUUUUUGUUGAGGCUUUAUAUAACUUGGUGGUCAUUUUUUUUAAAAAGGUGGUAGUUUGGCAUGUUGUCAAGCAAAUAUCCUGCUAGAUGUCGUGCAGGUUCGUGCAUGGAAACAAUGUUCCUCUUUCCUAAAGCAGUUGACUGUUUUUGACAACAUGAUUUACAAGACAUUUCCUCUUGACAGAUUACAUAAUUUUGUAGAAGUUGCCACAGAUGCACCAGCAGUUCAUGCAGGAACAACUGUACUGUAAAUCACAAAAGGCAGCUACACAAGAAAGUUAAGUUAAAACAAAGAAGCAGCGCGUGUUUCAGCUUUAAAAGCAAUCUGAUGAUUUCAAAGAAACAUGAGGCAAGACGCAGAGCUACAAAGUGGCACGUAGUUGCUGCCUGAAUAUUUGGUGCAUCUGUCGCAAAUGCUGCAAAACAGACACUUGACAGGACAUAUUGGUGCUUUUAAGUGGGAUCCUGAUUACCACUGUAACACUUUACUUUAACCCACUAUUUAGCAUUAAUAUGCACUAUAUAAACAUUUAAUAAAUGUAGUUAUAUUCUAAAUGUUUAUUAAUGUAUUAAUUUAUACAGCACCCUCCACUUAUGGGUGCCCACAGGAGUUAUAGUUGUUGACAAAUAUAUAAACACUUAAGUCUGCUUACAUUAGUGGAUUAUAAAAAAUGUAUUAAAUGUUUAUUAGGGGAAGGGGACGGAAAAAACGAUACAGCAUAGUAUUGUGAUAUUUUAUGUGGCAAUAUUAUAUCAAUACAUAGACGCCAAGCAUCAAUCGUACAUUAUAUAAAUUAUUAAUACUGCAACCACAAAAAUUUUUACUUUUUACUAGAAUAAUAAAAUCAAUUGGUUUUUCAGUCCACUAGAUGGUGCUGAGUUUUUUUCUAGUGAGGACAGCAGGAUUGGUAGGAAGUUGGUCAAAACAGUGAGCUGAAGACUUAAAACUUUAUCUUAUUAGAUAGAACAGAUGUUGACAAAGUUUUCCUUCUUUUUCCAUAAUUUGCAGUUGAAAAAAGGUAAUAAAUCGCAAUAUAUAUUAUCGCACAUAUAACAUUUUGAGCUACAACAAAUAUGUAUUAACUGAAGGACUUUUGUAUUGUAAGGUGUUUCUGUUAUUUUGUCCACCCUCUUGGAGCUUGUUAUGUACAGAGGAAGACUGCAGAGAUCUACUAAGCUGUAAAUAUUUUGUUAUUUUCGCAUGUUCUAUGUUAUCUCUGUUCAGUCGAGAAAAUGCAUUAAAAAUGAACAUAAUCCUAAA